UGCUUCUUUGUGAAAAUUUUGAUUUGGGGUUCGUCGAGCUUUCUUUCACUCGGUCUGUGCAUUCUCAGUUUCCAGUUGGGACUUGCUAUGAUCUUGAUUUGACAUUGGGGAAUUGCUGGAGCUGUUGAUCAUCUUUUGCCACCAAUGGAAGAACCACUUCUAUCUGCUCAUGUGGAGGAUGUUGAGCGAGGGCCUCAACUCGACUCGAAGGACAAUGCUGAAAGUAUUUGGGAUGUGAUGACUUUUAGAUCCAUCACUUCUGUGAUGAAUCACGGCAUUGUAAAGCAGCUUGACUUUGAAGAUUUGCUGUGCCUACCUGGUGACAUGGAUCCUGCUUUCUGUCACAAUGUGUUGUCAAGCUGCUGGCAAGAUGAGGAAGGUCGGCCUGAACCCUUUUUGCUCAAAGCGAUUUUCUAUGCGUAUGGAUGGCCAUAUUUGAGGCUUGGUGUAUUGAAGGUAUUUAAUGAUGGAUUAGGCUUCGUGGGGCCUCUGCUUCUAAACAGGCUUAUUCAUUUUCUUCAACAAGGUGUGCUGCAUUCGCCAUAUCCAUAUACUAGCAGUAAUUCAUGUAUAAUGAAAUCGCUAUUGUUGUCCUCUUGUGUAUGCUUGAGGACCUUCUUCAACAGAAGAAGGCUGUAUUUCUGCUACAAUUUCCAUUCCUCAGGUUCUCCACAUUGGGAUGGCCUUCUUCUUGCAUUGUCCUUGGGCCUCACUUCUGUUUUGAAGUCAUUCUUAGAUACGCAAUAUUCUUUUCGUCUCGCAAAGUUAAAGCUUAAACUACGGUCGAGUAUCAUGACUAUCAUUUAUAACAAGUGCUUGUGUCUCACACUAGCCGCACAAUCUAGGUUCUCUGAGGGUGAAAUACAGACGUUUAUGUCGGUUGAUGCUGAUCGAACGGUCAACUUAUGCAAUAGCUUCCAUGAUAUAUGGAGCUUACCUUUACAGAUUGGAGUGGCUUUGUAUCUCUUGUAUACCCAAGUCAGAUUUGCCUUUCUUGCUGGACUUGCAAUAACCAUCCUAUUGAUACCAGUGAAUAAGUGGAUCUCUGAGCUCAUUGCAAAUGCUACAGAGAAAAUGAUGAAGCAAAAGGAUGAAAGGGUUAGACGAACGGGUGAAAUUUUAUCACAUAUUCGCACUUUAAAGAUGUAUGGCUGGGAGCAGCUCUUCUCCAAAUGGGUGAUGGAGACAAGAAAUUUGGAAGUAAAGCACCUAGCUACAAGGAAGUAUCUGGAUGCAUGGUGCGUUUUCUUUUGGGCUGCAACACCUACUCUUUUCUCCCUGUGUACGUUUGGACUUUUCAGUCUGAUGGGGUAUCAACUAGAUGCUGCAACGGUCUUCACUUGUCUCGCUCUGUUUAACAAUUUGAUAUCUCCUCUAAACUCAUUCCCAUGGGUCAUUAAUGGAUUAAUCGAUGCCUUCAUAUCAACCAGACGGCUGAGCAGGUUUCUUCGAUGUUCAGUUAGUAAACAUGAGGAAAAUGUUAUAUCGCCAGGUGAUGGCUCGAAUAUCAUCCCUAAAGACAUGGCUGCUGUUAUGAAUGAUGCUUGUUGUGCUUGGUCGAGUAGUGAUGAUAAGCUGGAGAGCACAGUUCUGAAUCAUAUGAACUUAAGCCUCCCCAAGGGUGCAGUGAUUGCAGUCAUUGGAGAGGUUGGUUCUGGUAAGUCCUCAUUGUUGUGUGCUAUAUUAGGAGAAAUGAAGCUCAUAAAGGGCUCCAUACAUUCCAGUGGAUCUGUAGCAUACGUACCUCAGGUCCCGUGGAUUUUAGCAGGAACAAUUCGUGACAACAUUUUGUUUGGAAGAAAUUAUGAUUCAGAACGAUACUUGAACACUAUAAAAGUUUGUGCACUGGAUAUUGAUAUUUCACUAAUGGCUGGAGGUGAUAUGGCUUAUAUUGGAGAGCAAGGUGUAAACUUAUCGGGUGGGCAGAGGGCUCGUCUUGCUUUAGCAAGGGCCAUUUACCAAGGGUCUGAUCUAUAUCUGCUAGACGAUGUCCUUAGUGCUGUCGAUGCUCAUGUUGCUAGGUGGAUUUUGCAAAAUGCUAUUCUUGGCCCUCUCAUGAGUCAAACAACCCGCAUCCUUUGUACUCAUAAUGUUCAGGCUAUUUCAUCUGCUGAUUUGGUUAUUGUGUUGGACAAAGGAGAAGUGAGAUGGACAGGAAGUUCAGUUGACUUGGUAGCUUCAUCACAUUCUUCCUUCUUUCAACAGAAUGAGUUUGAUGCUAUGUGUAGUGGUCAACAAGAACUAGUCCUAGAUAAUUCCAUCCAUGGCAGAGAAAAUAAAGAACAUACACAUUCAACUGAAGUAGUGGAAGAGAUUAUUGAAGAAGAGCAAAGAAAAGAGGGCAGAGUUGAAAUUUCUGUGUACAAGAACUAUGCUUCAUAUGCUGGUUGGUUUGUCACAAUUGUGAUAUGUCUUUCGGCAAUCUUGAUGCAAGCAACCCGGAAUGGAAAUGACCUAUGGCUGUCAUAUUGGGUUGACACAACAGGAACCAGUCAAAAAGGAUUUUCAACGUCUUUCUACCUGGUUGUUCUCAGCAUAUUUUGUGCAGCAAAUUCGUUUCUGACACUAGUGAGGGCAUUUUCAUUCGCAUUUGGUGGGUUACAAGCUGCAGUUCAGGUGCACAAUAGAUUGCUUGAUAAGCUUAUUGACGCUCCUGUACAGUUCUUUGUUCAAACACCUAGUGGAAGAAUUCUUAACAGAUUCUCUUCAGAUCUUUACACGAUUGACGACUCUCUCCCAUUCAUGCUCAACAUUCUUGUUGCCAAUUUUGUUGGACUCUUGGGAAUAGCAGUCGUUUUGUCAUAUGUGCAGGUUUUCUUCUUGCUUCUCGUGUUGCCAUUUUGGCUCAUCUACAGCAAGCUACAGUUUUUCUACAGGUCAACAUCAAGAGAAUUGCGAAGGCUUGACAGUGUUUCUCGAUCCCCUAUAUAUGCUACCUUCACAGAGACACUCAAGGGGUCAUCCACGAUAAGAGCAUUCAAGUCUGAGGAAUUUUUCCAGCACAAAUUCACGGAACAUGUGACAUUGUAUCAGCGAACAUCUUACUCAGAGACAAUAGCAAGUUUGUGGCUGUCAUUACGCCUACAGUUGAUAGGAGCAUUUAUAGUCACCUUUGUUGCGGUGAUGGCUGUUGCUGGGUCCAGAAGCUAUUUGCCAGUUGAUUUUGGCACUCCUGGACUGGUUGGUUUGGCUCUUUCUUAUGCUUCUCCAAUUGUAUCCUUGCUGGGAAACUUCCUAACAAGUUUUGCCGAAACUGAAAAGGAAUUAGUUUCUGUCGAGAGAGCUCUUGAGUACAUGGACAUCCCACAAGAAGUGGUGGAAGAAUCCAAAGCUCAGGAUCCCCAUUGGCCAAUUCGAGGGAUGAUCGAAUAUAAGAACGUGACAAUGAGAUACAUGCCCACUUUGCCACCUGCACUACGUGAUGUCACAUUCACAAUUGCAGGAGGAACCCAGGUGGGAAUCAUUGGAAGAACAGGUGCUGGCAAAUCUAGCAUCCUGAAUGCUCUUUUCCGCCUUUCACCUGUAAGCAGUGGAUACAUUCUGGUCGAUGGGCUUAACAUAGUUGAUGUGCCUGUCAGAGAUUUGCGUUCACGCUUAGCUGUUGUUCCUCAAAGCCCCUUCUUGUUUCAAGGGUCAUUAAGGGAUAAUCUUGACCCUCUUGGUAAAAGCAAUGAUACUACGAUGUGGGAAAUCCUGGAGAAAUGCCAUGUCAAGGGUGAAGUAGAAGCAGCUGGUGGAUUGGACAUCCAUGUUCAGGAAUCUGGAACCUCGUUCUCUGUUGGACAAAGGCAGCUGCUUUGUCUCGCCCGAGCUCUUCUCAAGUCCUCCAAGGUUCUAUGUUUGGACGAGUGCACGGCGAAUGUGGAUGCACAGACAGCAAGGCUACUCCAGAACACAAUCUCCAGUGGAUGCAGAGGGAUGACGGUGGUCACAAUCGCACAUCGGAUCUCGACAGUACUGGACAUGGAUGACAUACUCAUCCUUGAACAGGGGAAGCUGGUGGAGAAGGGGAAUCCACAAGCUCUUCUGGCAGAUCCUUCCUCCAAAUUCUCGAGCUUUGCUAAAGCCUCUACUAUGUAAGCAUUCUUAGCUUGAUGUACCCUGCCUUCUUGGGAAAGGCUUUUGCCUUGUCGUUGUAGUCUAGUUAGUUGUUGAACUGGAUUUGUACCACCUUUUUGCUUGCCUAGUAUGUCAAAGGCUUUUGCCUUUGUUAUUGUAGUUUAGUUGGUCACUGGACUUCAUGUAGUACUUAGAAAUCUCAUUUCCCCUGCCCUUUGCUUGGGAAAGAAGAAACCACUCUGCAUAAAGUAGGU
Molecule: messenger RNA, 4313 nt
Organism: Linum tenue
Lineage: Eukaryota; Viridiplantae; Streptophyta; Magnoliopsida; Malpighiales; Linaceae
Source: the annotation of a GenBank genome assembly